Messenger RNA from Ostrinia nubilalis (European corn borer), 390 nucleotides. RefSeq lists its product as uncharacterized. The record is from RefSeq and is a predicted model, not a curated record. Lineage: Eukaryota; Metazoa; Arthropoda; Insecta; Lepidoptera; Crambidae. Bases 49 to 390 code for a protein of 113 amino acids. The transcript has 3 exons.
GCGACCAUCACACCAUAUUUCAUAUUUAUAGCAUUUCACUUUGCUCAUAUGAUAAUGAAUCAGCAUGAAGUUUUCACAGUUACACAGUUCAUGACGCUAUACCGAGUGCUAGCAUUUGGCUCCACGGUGCUGAUGAUUGCUUGGAGCGGACAGGAAGUGAGCAACGAAGUUUUAAAACUGCAACGAGUUUUGGCACAGAUCAUUUCUAAUUCCGAUCUAGAUUCAACCCUUCAUAGGAGCCUGAAAGACUUUCACUACCUGGUUUCCGUGGAGCCCCUCAGGAUAGAGCUGCUCCCCACGAUGCCAGUCGGAAUGUACCUCGUCCCCGCACUGCUGUCCUUAACUGUCAACUACAUCAUCGUCACCUUGCAAAUGAACAAUGACAUUUAG